AUGUCCAACGACACAACACCCCUCAUCCCUGGUCUCCCAGCGGUGGAGCCACCGCCGCCCGACGCGACGGCUGAGCGCUGCCACCUCCUCGGUCCCACGGCACUGGUGGUGCAAGCCAUCAUGGGCGUCUUGGUGCUAUCCUCACUCGUCGUCAAGCGACACUUUGAGAAGCGCAAGCGUCCAUGGCGCGUGUGGGGCUUUGACGUCGGCAAGCAGCUCGUCGGACAGGCGACACUACACGCGUGCAACAUUCUCGUCUCGAUGGUCGCAGGCAAUUCGAGCAGCAACAAUCCCUGCUCGCUUUACUUUCUCAACAUCCUCAUCGACACCACCAUCGGCGUCGGCAUCUUCUACCUCGGCCUCAUAGGAUAUACCAAGCUCUUCGUCAAGCACUUGGGACCGGAAGGCUUCACUAGUGGGCAAUACGGCCGUCCCCCACAGUGGCAUUUCUGGUUCAGGCAGCUCCAGCCCUACCUCGCAGCCGUGGUGACGAUGAAGCUCAUCGUCAUUCUCAUGCUCACCCUUCCUGGGAUAAGCGGCGCACUCAUCCGCGGGACCCAGAGCAUGCUGGGCUACCUCACCCUCGAUGUGCAGGUUGUCUUCGUGCUCGCCAUCUUCCCCGUCAUCAUGAACGUCUUCCAGUUCUGUGUGAUGGACCAGGUCAUCAAGGCCGGCAAGGGUGUCGAGCAUAAGGAGCAGCGCGAUCAAGAUGAGGAGGAGAUGGACGGGUACGAACCCGUGUCGACGCGCGAGCAUGCCAGACGGUCGUCGGGUGCAGCGCUGAGCCGCACCUCGUCAAGAAUGGGUUCGCUCGAAUUCGCUCCGUUCGUGGGGCAGCGCACCCUCGCCGUGGGCGACAACGUCCUCCGAGUUGAGAUGACCUCGCGCUCUCCAACACCACCACCUGCUGCCGCAUCCUCUGGUCUCCGGCGCGUACCUCUCAUCCGCGAGUCACCUUCGCCGCAUCCAUCCACGUCCUCGGUUGCUUCGACGAGCUCCGAAGACUCCGACGCCGACAGGUCACUGGUGUCGUCUUCAGCCUCGACCGAAGCCGAGGCCAAACUCAAUGGCGCACGUGACGUGAUGCCCAACGGCACACCUCGGAAGACCGUGAAUGGUGCGAUUGUCUCGGCGAAAAGUACGCCCAAUGGCACACCUAACGGGACGCCUAUGAAGGCUACCAAGGUCGGCGCCCAGGCCAAUGGCGAGCCAAAGACCAAAGUCGGUCCCCAGGCCAAUGGCGAGCCCAAGACCAAAGCCGCACCCAAAGAACAUAGCCUCGCCGACCCGUCCGACGUCGACUUGUCGUGGCCCCAGCUCGCGGCCAACAGGCCACCAGGGCUCUUCAACCCGUCGAUGGCGUGCUACAGCAAUGCGACCCUCCAGAUGCUGCUGCACACCCCACCUCUUCUGAACCUCGUCAUGGCGCACGACUCUAGAACAUGCCAACUGUCAAACCGUAACGCAUUCUGCAUGGCAUGCGCAUUGAGGAUCACCGCGCAGGAACACUGGUCGGGCAAGAAGAAGGCUUACACCCCCCAAACAGUGCAGGGCAACCUUGGAAGAAUCAAGAAGGGUUUCAGCGCUAGACGCCAAGAAGACGCGCACGAGUUCCUCCGUUUCGUUACGGAUGGACUGCAGAACUCGGCCCUCGCCGGCUUGCCCAAGAAUCUGCCAGAGAAGGUGAAGUGCACGAGCUGGGUGUAUCGUACGUUGGGUGGGAGAGUCCGGUCGCGCGUACUUUGCCUGUCGUGCAACAAGCCAUCUGACACGUUCGACUCGCUCCUCGACCUGUCACUUGACAUCCCCAGUGGCGCCCAGAAUAUACUAGACCUCUUUGAUCACUACGUGCACAAGGAGAGACUCGAUGGCGACAACAAGUACAAGUGCGAGAACUGCAAGAAGAAGUCGGUUGCAACCAAGCAGCUGUUGAUCGCUGAGGCGCCUCCCGUCCUCGCCCUGCAUCUUAAGCGCUUCGGGUUUAAUUGGCAAGGCCAGUCAAAGAAGAUCGGGAAACACAUCGCAUUCCCUCCUAUCCUGGAUAUUAACCCAUACAUGGUGGACGAUCAUGCUGGGGGCCUACUGUACCGUUUGUCCGGUGUCAUCUGUCACCAUGGGUACGGCCCACAUUCCGGACACUACACAGCCUAUGUGCGCAGUCCCGAUGGAAAGUGGUUCGAGGCCGACGAUGAGGAAGUCCGUCAAGUCCCGCCUCAGAGAGCUCGGGCCGACCAUUCCGCGUAUGUUCUUAACUACGUGCGUCUCACGCCCGAUGAAGAGGCUGGCCUGCUCGCAAAGCGGUUGGAAAAGAAGGCUGCGGCGUCUGUUGAGGCGCCAGCUGUGUCGCCACCACUCAUUGGGAAGCGCCAGCGUGAGGGCGACGGCGCACCCACGUCGUCGGCCAAGCGUGUAACGUCUGCUCCAAUGGCAAACGGCACGCCGAUGAGCGCGAACGGGACCCCAAAGGCGAGCCCCAUGCUCCAGGCCAACACUCUCAACGAGCCAAAGGUCAACGGUACACCCACGCCGUCGUCUUUAGGCAAGCUCCAGGACGGCGAGGAGGCGCUGUCGUCCAACACGCGCAUCGCGGCAGCAAGGGCGGACGACACCUCAAAAGCCAACGGACACAUGAACGGCACUCCUAACGGCGCGCUCGCCAGACUGGCCAACUACGACAGCAGCAGCGAGAACGAGACCGACGAGUCUACCCCAGACCCCAGGUCCGGUUCGUUUGGCCCCACUGCGCCGACAAGCCCAAGACGCUCCACACCAGGCUCUCCGAAAAAGAGAAAGCACAAGAACCACCACGCCGACCCCAAGCGCGGGUUACACGGCCUAUCGAAGGGCGCACCUAUGCCGUUCGCCGUCGGCCGCACGCCGGGCAAGAAUGCCAACAUGCGCACCAACGGCAUGCUGAACCCGAAGGGCAGCCCCAGUAAGCGCGAGGCGCACCUGGGACGGCAGAAGGGCGUCUUCAAGCGUAUGCAGGGGCGGUAA
Messenger RNA from Cutaneotrichosporon cavernicola, 2997 nucleotides. RefSeq lists its product as uncharacterized. The coding region runs from base 1 to 2997 and encodes 998 amino acids. Gene Ontology annotation, biological process: protein deubiquitination. Lineage: Eukaryota; Fungi; Basidiomycota; Tremellomycetes; Trichosporonales; Trichosporonaceae. Gene Ontology annotation, molecular function: cysteine-type deubiquitinase activity. The record is from RefSeq and is a predicted model, not a curated record. Gene Ontology annotation, cellular component: cytosol; nucleus. The transcript is spliced from 8 exons.